Plenodomus lingam JN3 is the source of this 768-nucleotide messenger RNA. RefSeq lists its product as uncharacterized. The record is from RefSeq and is a predicted model, not a curated record. Gene Ontology annotation, cellular component: eRF1 methyltransferase complex. Gene Ontology annotation, molecular function: S-adenosylmethionine-dependent methyltransferase activity; protein methyltransferase activity. Lineage: Eukaryota; Fungi; Ascomycota; Dothideomycetes; Pleosporales; Leptosphaeriaceae.
AUGUUGCCAACACCAUCGACGUCGCACGUCUGCUUUGAUCGCGUCUAUGAACCGGCCGAAGACUCGUACUUACUCCUGGACACGUUUUCUUCCGAGAUAGAGUCCAAAUUCUUGAAAGAACGUUUCAGUCAUGCGUCCUCCCCGACCCCGCCAUUGGUACUUGAAGUGGGCGUAGGCUCUGGCGUUGUCCUCGCUUUUAUAGCUGCCAAUGCGUGCAGCAUACUGGGUCGACUUGAUGUCCUGACGCUAGGCACCGAUAUCAAUAGCUUUGCUUGCAAAGCAGCCUCGCAGACAAUUCGCAGUGCGGUACAAGAGCGGAAAGAUGGCCGCACUGUCUUCCUAGACAUCGUGAAUGGCGACCUGGCGACUGCGAUUAGACCUCACUCCGUUGACGUUUUCAUCUUCAAUCCACCAUACGUACCGGCCGAGCUACCAGACAUGUCGCGUCAUAAAGAUUACAAUUCUCUUGCUGAUGGCACAUUGAAGACAUCCUUCGAACAAGACUCGUACCUUCUGGAGCUUUCCUACGCUGGAGGUGAAGAUGGGAUGCUCGUAACAGACAGAAUGCUCAAGCAAAUACCGGGCAUACUGAGUGAGUCAAGAGGUGUCGCAUAUCUGCUGCUCUGUGCGCAGAACAAACCUGAGGUGGUGAAACAAAGGAUAAGGGAUUGGGAUUCAGGCUGGCAGGCUGAGACCGUCGGGUCUAGUGGAAAGAAAGCUGGCUGGGAGAAACUGGUUGUUUUGAGAAUAUGGAAAACUACAGUCUAA